Molecule: messenger RNA, 1636 nt
Organism: Diprion similis
Lineage: Eukaryota; Metazoa; Arthropoda; Insecta; Hymenoptera; Diprionidae
Product: lysyl oxidase homolog 2-like
Exons: 8
Coding region: 20-1543 (507 amino acids)
Biological process (GO): peptidyl-lysine oxidation
Cellular component (GO): membrane
Molecular function (GO): copper ion binding; protein-lysine 6-oxidase activity
Source: RefSeq, a predicted model, not a curated record
CGAAACACUGAUAUCGAAAAUGUACAAAUUUUAUUUAUACGCGGGAUUGAUCGUUUAUCUCGCGUUCGUUGAGGCGGUUGAUUUCAAUUCAACAGAUGUCGAAAGCACCGUGUUCAAUCGUAGCCGUGACACAAGGGCGAAGAUUGUCAGGAAGUUAAAAAAGGACUUUAGAAAGUUGAAAAAACAAGAAGGGGCCAUAAAGCUACUCGGCGGAAACGGUGAUUACGAAGGAAACGUUGAAAUUUUGCACAAUGGAAAGUGGGGCAGCAUUUGUGACGAUGAAUGGGAUUACAUGGAGGCAAAUGUCGUCUGCAGACAGUUAGGCUUUGAAAGUGCGACAAAACAGACGACCAAUGGCCGUUUCGGACAAGCGAGGCGCCGUUUUUGGAUGGACAACAUCCACUGCGACGGUACCGAAGACACGCUGGCCAGUUGCCGUUUCGACGGUUGGGGUCAAUCUGACUGCAAAGGGAGCGAGGCAGCCGGUGUGAUUUGCGCCCACGAUGAGGAGCCAACGACGCCGGCACCGGCGGCGAUUAAACGGCCAAAGACAAGGAUCAAAGACGUCCAUCGUCAAGGGAUGGCAGUUAGGUUGGUCGGCGGUCGAAUACCGAGCGAAGGUCGAGUCGAGGUGAAGCUGGGAACGGAUGAAUGGGGUGUCGUCUGUGGGGAUGGAUGGUCUCUGUUCGAGGCUGGCGUGGUCUGCAAGCAGCUGGGACUUGGCUACGCUUCGGACGCCGUACAGACUAACUUCUUUGGGGGUAACCGGAUGCCGAUGAGGAUCAGCGGUAUCAAGUGUCACGGCGACGAGCCAAACUUGGCACACUGUCUCCACGACGAAGUCCUUGAAUGUCCAGGAGUCGCAGAGAACAUCGCGAGCGUCAUCUGCGUCCAGCAAAUUGCGGAUCUGGUCUUCGACCACUUGGAACUGAUGAGAACCGCGCACCUCGAGGACCGCCAACUGUACUGGCUACAGUGCGCGAUGGAAGAAAAUUGCGUCGCUUCUGAGGCUUACAAGAUUCAGAAGGAGUCGGAUAACUGGCAUCUCGAGACCAGACGCCUCUUGAGGUUCACAGCGAGGAUUUUGAACGCUGGUACAGCCGAUUUUCGUCCUUCAGUACCAAAGCAUCUGUGGGAAUGGCACAUGUGCCACAUGCAUUAUCAUUCGAUGGAGGUUUUUGCGACAUUCGAUAUAAUCGAUUCGAGAGGAAACAGAGUUGCAGAGGGUCACAAAGCGUCCUUCUGUCUUGAAGAUAACCAGUGCUUGCCAGGCGUCGAGCCAAGAUACAAAUGCGAAAAGUACGGAGAUCAGGGAAUCUCAGUGAACUGUACGGACAUCUACAGACACAACAUCGAUUGUCAAUGGGUUGACAUUUCAGAACUUGACCCUGGGCAAUAUACCAUGAAGGUCGCAGUCAACCCUGAGUUUAAGGUGGGCGAGAUGACCUUCGACAACAACGCGGCAUCGUGUCAACUCACGUACACGGAGACAUUCGCAACAGUCCACAGCUGCAAAUUGGAACGACCCCAGAAUUCGUUUUAAUUAUUUCUAAAUUCUUUUUGCUAAAUCAUAAACGACAACCUCUGUAACUUCAUGUUGAUUAAAACACAUUAUCACACUCUAAUAAAUCACAUA